Echinops telfairi (small Madagascar hedgehog) is the source of this 2126-nucleotide messenger RNA. RefSeq names its product HAUS augmin like complex subunit 3 (gene HAUS3). The record is from RefSeq and is a predicted model, not a curated record. NCBI's taxonomy places the organism in Eukaryota, Metazoa, Chordata, Mammalia, Afrosoricida, Tenrecidae. Gene Ontology annotation, biological process: spindle assembly; centrosome cycle. Bases 279 to 2090 code for a protein of 603 amino acids. The transcript has 4 exons. Gene Ontology annotation, cellular component: HAUS complex; centrosome; mitotic spindle.
CCAAGGCCCACGUUGCUCUUCUUCAUCAGACAUUUCAGUUAGAUGGUUCCCAGAUAUCAUGUGACACUCUUGUACAUAAAAAAAAUGCAUUGGCCUUAUUGUGUGGUCUAAUACUUGUUUUUUCCCUCCCUCCUAGGUAAAAGAUUUAAAAAUUCUAAAAAUAUUUUUCCCCUUUCUCUGUGGACUUAAUGUAAGCUUAGUUUUGAUAUUUGCUUUCUAAGCCUUAACACCAUCAAGUCAAUCAGUAUCUGUUCUUUAAAAAUUGGGGUAGUUAAACCAUGAGUUGUGGACAUGAGUUCGUGGAAGUCUUAAAAAAAAUUGGCUAUCCCAAGGCUGAUACACUAAAUGGAGGAGACUUUGACUGGUUGUUUGAGAGUGCUGAAGACGAGUCCUUUUUGAAGUGGUUUUGUGGAACUGUGAGUGAACAGAACGUAUUGUCUGAAGAAGAAUUGCAAGCCUUCAGCCGCCUUCAAAAAUCUGGUCAGCCCAUCCUUGAAGAAGCAGCACUGGAUGAAGUUCUUAAAACCUGCCAGCCUUUGGAUCUGAAGAAACCUCGAGUGGAUGGCAAAGAGCUGGAGAAAUUGGAGGAGGAGGUUCAAGUGUUGCAGAAAUUAAAGAACCUCAGAAUUCAGCGGCGGAAUCAAUGCCAGCUGAGGGCUUCGGUGGUGAGCCACAAGCCUCUGAAGCUCCACGCUACCGGAGAAGCGGCCAUGAAAAAGCUGAAGCAGAGUCAAGGAAUUCUAAAUGCAGUGAACACAAAAAUCAGUAAGGAACUUCAGGCACUUACAGAUGGAGUUGCAAAAUUGAUGAUGUUCUACAAACCUCCUGAUGGAGGGCAAGGGACAAACCUACUGGUGUUUUUAUCCCAGUUUUCCUUGGAAAAAUACCUAAGCCAAGAAGAGCACAGCACGGCAGCACUGACCUUAUAUACCAAACAACAGUUCUUCCCAGGUAUACAUGAAGUAGUGGAAAGUUCAAAUGAAGAACAUUUUCAACUGUUGGAUAUACAGGCACCAUCUAUUUGUGAUAACCCAGAAAUCCUUGAGGAGAGACGGCUAGAGCUGGUGAGGCUGCAGCUGGCAUACAUUUGUGCUCAACAUCAGUUAAUUCACUUGAAAGCAAGCAAUUUGGGCCUCAAAUCAAGUGUAAAAUGGACUGAGGAGAACCUUCCUGUCUUAACCAGCAAGGCUGUUGGAAAAGAAAAUUUGGAUGCUAAAAUUUCCAGCUUGAACAGUGAGAUUCUGAAACUUGAAGAACAAAUCAGUCAUAUGAAAAACAAAAGUUUGCCUGCUGUGGUAAAGGAGAAUGCUCAAUUAUUGAAUAUGCCAGUUGUAAAGGGGGAUUUUGAUCUCCAGAUUGCUAAACAAGACUGUUAUACAGCAAGACAAGAGUUAGUUUUAAAUCAGUUGAUAAGACAAAAGGCGUCAUUUGAACUUCUACAUUUAGCGUAUGAAAUUGAAUUGAGAAGACAUGGGGACAUAUUUCGUCAACUUGAUAAUUUGGUUCAGGAACUAAGUCAAAGUAACAAGAUGCUACACCAGCGCUUAGAAAUGAUAAAAGACCCAUCAGUAUCUCAGCAGAUAAACCCAAGAAAUACUAUCGAUACCAACGAUCAUUCCACUCAUAGACUCUACCAACUUCUAGAAGGAGAGAAUAAACAAAAAGAACUGUUCAGAACCCACGGAAGCCUGGAGGAAGCUGCUGAGAAACUAAAACUGGAUAUUUCUGUAUUACGAGAUCAGUUGGCAAUAUCUGUUAAAGAACAUUCUUUCUUUCUGUCUAAACUGAAUAAUGGAGUGGAUGUGCUUUGUGAAACUUUGUAUCAAGGAGGAAAUCAGCUUUUGCUUACUGAUCAGGGUCUCAUGGACCAGUUUCGUCAAGUUGAGUCUCACCUGAAUACGUUAAAUCAGUUCCUCACAGAUAUUCUUGCUGAUGUGAAGGCUAAAAGGAAAAUUUUGGCAACUAAUAAACUGCAUCAGUUGGAAAGAGAAUUAUAUGUCUAUUUUUUUAAAAAUGAAGCUUACCUGCAAGAUAUUGUGGAAAAUUUAGAAAGUCAGUCAAAGAUGAAAGCUGUUGGUCUUGAAGAUUGAAAACUACUAAAAAUUGAAUCUUUACUACUGUCCUGA